This is a messenger RNA of Magnolia sinica, 1552 nucleotides long. Its product is annotated as pathogenesis-related protein 1A-like. The record is from RefSeq and is a predicted model, not a curated record. Gene Ontology annotation, cellular component: extracellular region. NCBI's taxonomy places the organism in Eukaryota, Viridiplantae, Streptophyta, Magnoliopsida, Magnoliales, Magnoliaceae. Bases 648 to 1139 code for a protein of 163 amino acids. The transcript has a single exon.
UCCUGUCCAAAUCGUGACCUGACAGUCUAUGGAAUAUAACCUAAAAAUUGAUCUGAUUUAGCCAUUAAUUGGACGGUUAGGAUUGUUUUCUAAGUGGAACAACUUUAGACAUUUAAGUCCAUCCACAAUAGCACUCAUAAUCUGGACCGUCCAAAUAACUUUAAGUGCCACGUGUGACCAGGAUUAGUCACUAUCAUUUAUUACAUUGUGGAAAACACACAUGGGUGUCUGUCCCAUUGCUGGACUGGACAAUCUAACCGGUCAAAUCCUUUUCUCCAAUCCUAAGGGUUGUGAGCAGUUGGCCUUUUAAAAAUAAACCGUUCAACUUACAGGUGACGGAGUGGCCCACCUAUUGUGAAUUUUACACGAUCUCCACAAGUGGUCCACCAAUGGUGAUAUCCCCAUAUGAAUAGUUCCAUUCACAUAAGGUGGGCCCCACCCCAGACGUAGGGUAUAUGUCCUACGAACUACAACCUUGAGUUGUCUCGCAACUCACCUUACCUUUUACUUUCUUUGGAAGGAGAAAAUUUCAACGUCCUCACUAACCGUUGGCCUCUCUUCCAACGGAAUUGUUGGCAUUUUGUGCGCGUUUGCUGCUAUAUAACGCAAAUGCCUCUUUGCGUGGUGAGGGGGUAAAACAAGGGAAGAUGGAACUACUAAGCCGAGCAUUAGCAUUGAUAUAUGUCAUGGGCCUAGCCAUGGCCCAUGUGGGCCAGGCCCAAUCCUCUCCCAAAGAGUUCGUAGCGCUUCACAACGCGGUGCGUGCGGAAGUGGGCGUGGGCCCGAUGACAUGGGACACGACUGUUGCGUCAUAUGCUGAGUCCUAUGCAAAAGAAAGGGCUGCCGAUUGCGAACUGGUGCACUCAGGUGGGCCCUAUGGAGAGAACAUUUACUGGGGCAUUGGUGCCGGGUAUGACGAUGCUAGAGCCGCCAUGAAGAAUUGGGCUACUGAGAAGCAAUACUAUGACCAUGAGAACAACAAGUGCAUGAGCGGGCAAGAAUGCCGGCAUUACACUCAAAUCGUAUGGCGCAAAUCGGUACAUCUCGGGUGUGCUAGUGUGACGUGCAAUGAUGGAAAAACGUUCAUAACUUGCAACUAUGAUCCACCUGGGAAUUACAUUGGCGAAAGCCCAUACUAGUAUUUUUAAAAGAUUUUUAUUGCAACCCUUAUUUAUUCUAUGUAAGAAAAGAAAAAAAUCACCUCAAAGGGCAUCUAGUUUUACAUGACCUGUGAGGAUAGGUCAUGAUCCAUCCAAAGUGUGGUUGGUGAUCUAAACGGUUCAGAUUUGCCAUACGACUAUGCCAUGUGUGUGGCUGGAGACUCACUACCAUCUUUUAAAUGGUGGUGAACUACCAUUCGGAGUUUGUAUUGUGUUGUUGUUGUUGUGGGGACUUGUUCUGUUUUUACGGUUUUGUUGUGCUCUUGGAAAGGCUGGCGUGCGCACGGUGUGCCCCUGGAUCAGCUACGCGUUUGUAUUCCCCCAUCCAAUGACUGUGGUUGAGAAUAUUUGAAUAUUAUACUCAUUUGGAAAUAAAUUUUUUAUUAUUCACA